GCUUGGCGGGCCGCGAUCACUGCAGGCCCCCGGGAAAGCAGACCGGCCAUCGACCCAGCGGGACCACCGAUCUUCGGCGGAGGAAGCAGCGCCGGGGUGCACGCUUGGCACCAUGGCCCAGACGCCAGCUUUCGACAAGCCCAAAGUAGAACUGCACGUCCAUCUGGAUGGAGCCAUCAAGCCUGAAACCAUCUUGUAUUAUGGCAGGAAGCGGGGCAUCACCCUCCCUGCCAACACACCAGAGGAGCUGCAGGACAUCAUCGGCAUGGACAAGCCGCUCAGCCUCCCGGGCUUCCUGGCCAAGUUCGCCUACUACAUGCCCGCCAUCGCGGGCUGCCGGGAGGCCAUCAAAAGGACUGCCUACGAGUUUGUGGAGAUGAAGGCCAAGGAGGGCGUGGUGUACAUGGAGGUGCGCUACAGCCCGCACCUGCUGGCCAACUCCAAAGUGGAGCCGAUCCCCUGGAACCAGGCUGAAGGGGACCUCACCCCGGAUGAGGUGGUGUGUCUAGUGGACCAGGGCCUGCAAGACGGAGAGCGGGACUUCGGGGUGAAGGUGCGGUCCAUUCUGUGCUGCAUGCGCCACCAGCCCAGCUGGUCCCCCGAGGUGGUGGAGCUGUGUAAGAAAUACCGGCAGCAGACCGUGGUGGCCAUCGACCUGGCCGGAGAUGAGACCAUCCAAGGCAGCACCCUCUUCCCUGAACACGUGCAGGCCUACGCGGAGGCCGUGAAGAGCGGCAUACACCGCACGGUCCACGCCGGGGAGGUGGGCUCGGCCGAGGUGGUGAGAGAGGCCGUGGACGUGCUCAAGACCGAGAGGCUGGGGCACGGCUACCACACUCUGGAGGACCCGGCCCUCUACAACAGGCUGCGGCAGGAAAACAUGCACUUCGAGGUCUGCCCCUGGUCCAGCUACCUCACCGGCACCUGGAAGCCAGGCGCGGAGCAUGCGGUCGUUCGGAGAAGUGAUGGCCUCAGCAGACGGUGGAGCACGAGGGCCUAGGAUUCUGGUAACUGACUACUGCUGAACUGAAUGAGUAAGCACUUCAGAACUCUAAUGGAAACUGAUGGACUCGUAAAAGUGCCAGCAGAAGAUCAAGGUGAAAAAAUCACGUGGGGCUGAGUGAACUGAUGAGGAUGAUUAUAAGUUUUGUGAUUUUCUGAUUGAAUAAAAAAAAAAAAAAAAAGAGGGCCUAGGCGAGAAUCCAGGACAGUGACACUGAAGGCACAGGCAGGAGGAAAGCCAGAAGUGCGGUGUCCAAGCAAUCUAGGGAAAAGGUCAACAGUACAAAAUUCUGCUCCACAAGUCGGGUGAGGUCAGAGCUAGGAAAAGUCCAUUGGAUUUAAUAAGAUGGUGGCCAGGGACUAUGCUCAGAACAGGCCCCAUGGCGCAUCUGCUGAGUCAGAUCCCAGGGGGGCUGAGGACGGCUGGCGAAGGGGGCAGACAACCCUCGCAGAGUGCGGCAGAGUGUGGAGGGCAGGGCCGGGGUGGGGGGGUAGCUAGAGCGGGCUGUUGCUUUUCUGGCCUCGCCAAGCCGGCCCCUCUCCUGCCUUUGCCUGGCUCUGACCUGGCUGGAUGGCUUUAAGUCUUGAGUUGCUAGUAAUGUGGCCUUGGACAAGUCACCCGAGUUCCCUGAAUUUGUGUCUUCCUCUGUACAACGAGGAGAACCUCCAGGCCUGUCCAAGGGUGCCGCGCGGUUCAAAGGAGUGUGGAUGUCCACGUGCUGAGACUGUUUACACAGCAGUAAUGGGAGGCGCUUCUCCCCCUCCCCCCCCACCCCCCUGCAUU
Molecule: messenger RNA, 1786 nt
Organism: Delphinapterus leucas (beluga whale)
Lineage: Eukaryota; Metazoa; Chordata; Mammalia; Artiodactyla; Monodontidae
Source: RefSeq, a predicted model, not a curated record